GCUUAGGUUAAGCGGUCAUCUUUCUUCUUCGAUCUGUUUCUGGUUCAUUUAAGCAAUCAAUUCAAGGUUCUAUAAAAAAUGGCCGACACCGAGGAUAUUCAACCCCUUGUUUGUGACAAUGGAACUGGAAUGGUGAAGGCCGGAUUUGCAGGUGAUCACGCACCAAGGGCGGUCUUUCCAAGUAUUGUUGGUAGACCACAUCACACUGGUGUUAUGGUAGGCAUGGGUCAGAAGGAUGCUUAUGUUGGAGAUGAGGCACAAUCCAAAAGAGGUAUCCUUGCAUUGAAAUAUCCAAUCGAGCAUGGAAUCAUCAGCAAUUGGGAUGAUAUGGAAAAGAUUUGGCAUCACACUUUCUACAACGAGCUUCGUGUUGCUCCAGAAGAGCAUCCCGUUCUUCUCACCGAGGCACCUUUAAAUCCCAAGGCCAAUAGAGAGAAGAUGACCCAAAUCAUGUUCGAGACCUUCAACAUUGCCGCUAUGUAUGUUGCCAUCCAGGCUGUGCUUUCCUUGUAUGCAGUGGUCGUACAACCGGGUUGGGUUCCGUAUUGUUUGGAUUCCGGAGAUGGUGUUUCACACACGGUGCCAAUUUACGAAGGUUACACACUUCCUCAUGCCAUCCUCCGUUUAGAUCUUGCUGGUCGUGAUCUUACAGAUUCCUUAAUGAAGAUUCUCACCGAAAGAGGUUAUAUGUUCACCACCACUGCUGAACGGGAAAUUGUCCGUGACAUGAAGGAAAAACUUGCAUACGUGGCACUUGAUUACGAGCAAGAGCUAGAAACUGCCAAAAGCAGCUCUUCUGUUGAAAAGAAUUAUGAAUUGCCUGACGGACAAGUUAUUACGAUCGGAGCAGAGAGAUUCCGUUGCCCGAAGGUCCUUUUCCAGCCAUCACUUAUCGGAAUGGAAGCUGCUGGUAUCCACGAGACCACCUACAACUCGAUCAUGAAGUGUGAUGUUGAUAUCAGGAAGGAUCUUUACGGAAACAUUGUUCUCAGUGGUGGUUCGACCAUGUUCCCUGGAAUUACAGACCGGAUGAGCAAGGAAAUCACCGCUCUUGCUCCUAGCAGCAUGAAGAUCAAGGUUGUUGCACCCCCGGAGAGAAAGUACAGUGUCUGGAUCGGAGGAUCUAUCCUUGCAUCGCUAAGUACCUUCCAACAGAUGUGGAUCUCAAAGGGUGAAUAUGACGAGUCCGGCCCAUCCAUCGUCCACAGGAAGUGCUUCUAAGUUCCGAGUAUGGAUGUUGUUGCUUUUGGCUAAGUUUCUGGUUGGUUGGUCUUUUUGACUCUUUAAUUUCUAUUUCGUUAUUCCCUUUUUCAUGUUAUGCGAACUAAAAGACUGGCGGACGUCAAUUUGUGUGGAGUGAGUUGGGUAAAUGAACGAAUGAAUGAGGAGUUAAACUCGAUACCACCUGAUGUUGUUUCUUAUAUAUUUCAGCCAGCAAUCCUUUGUAGUUGAAAAGGGCUUUGUUAUAUGGUUGGUUUAUUUUUAUACUACAUUGAGGA
This is a messenger RNA of Cynara cardunculus var. scolymus (artichoke), 1499 nucleotides long. RefSeq names its product actin-7-like. The coding region runs from base 79 to 1221 and encodes 380 amino acids. The transcript has 6 exons. The record is from RefSeq and is a predicted model, not a curated record. Gene Ontology annotation, cellular component: cytosol; plasmodesma; plasma membrane. NCBI's taxonomy places the organism in Eukaryota, Viridiplantae, Streptophyta, Magnoliopsida, Asterales, Asteraceae. Gene Ontology annotation, biological process: cell division.